AUGAGGAAGGAAGACGGUGGAAUAGCUGUACAUGCUGUACCAGAACGGGCUGCCAGCCGGGAUGGCGGGAGGGCCUCGGCCGCCCUGGUGAAGGAACGUCUGCUGGAGGCCAAGGCUUCGGGGCCCCGGCUCUGCGUGGACCUCGGCAUGGCCGACUGCAUGACGCAGAAGGAAACAAGCCGCCUCGCCUCCCAGAUCAGGAGACUCUACGGGGCAAACAGGCGGGCCAAGAAGCCGUUUUGGCUCUGUCUGACGGAGUUUGUGGUGGGCUCAUUGAUCUACGAAGAGUGUUUUCGCAUGAACGACGGCUUCUCCAAUUAUGUGAUGGAUACAACUGAAGAAAGUUACCUGGACCUGUUUCCUUUAGAUGCAAUUGUUUAUCUCACUCCUGACUCUGAGAAUGUCCUUGAAGAUAUUGAUCCAAAUAAAGUGUACGUCCUCGGAGGCCUGGUGGAUGAAAGUAUUCACAAGAAGCUGACUCUGCAAAGGGCACGAGAGCAGUCCUUACAAACAGCCCGCCUCCCCAUUCGUGAGUACAUGGUGAAAACCGUUAACACCAAGAACUACCACUCAGAGACACUGGCAGUUAAUCAAGUCUUUGAUGUCUUAUCAACUUACUAUGAAACCCGAAGUUGGCCAGCAGCCUUGAAAGCUGGAGUUUCUUCUGGAAAAGGCUAUGCGCUACCAGAUGCAGUGAAAUAAGUGGAAAUAACUCAGCAUGACAAUGCACAAGAAAACUCUUUAUUUUGUGAUGUUAUGGAGCCAUGCAGACAAGAGAGGCAAACUCCAAAUUUCAAGCAGAGGCACCAGCAUGUCCGUGGAGAAAACAGCUCUGCAUAAAUCUUGUUUAAGGACCUUGUUGAGCGUGACACAUUCUACCUCAGCUGUACAAUGCUGGAAAUGGCUUUUCCCCUUGGAACAGAAAACAAAAGCUGAUGGAGUCCUGGGAUCAAGUAAAAAAUGGACAGGAAUUCAGUUUUGCUUCUCUGUGGGUGCUUGCUAGAGUGUUCCUGACUCUUGCAUCUACACUUGUUCUGGAACAGGGAGGAGAGCUUUAAGAUAUUUCUUUCAUCUUGAUUAAACGACAAUUAAGGUGAAGUUAGAAUUGCAAAGCUCACUGGCAAGGAAAAUUCCUUCCCACAGAAAAGGAUAGUGCUGUUCCAGUUGGAGAACACAAGAUGGGAAGUGAUUCCCCAAUGGAGAAACAGUUCCCAGGUGCACCAUGUCCUAACAACUUUAAACCAGUUGGAA
Molecule: messenger RNA, 1251 nt
Organism: Haliaeetus leucocephalus (bald eagle)
Lineage: Eukaryota; Metazoa; Chordata; Aves; Accipitriformes; Accipitridae
Gene: TRMT10B
Product: tRNA methyltransferase 10 homolog B (S. cerevisiae)
Exons: 7
Coding region: 1-702 (233 amino acids)
Biological process (GO): tRNA N1-guanine methylation
Cellular component (GO): nucleus; nucleoplasm
Molecular function (GO): tRNA binding
Source: RefSeq, a predicted model, not a curated record